Molecule: messenger RNA, 3504 nt
Organism: Solea senegalensis (Senegalese sole)
Lineage: Eukaryota; Metazoa; Chordata; Actinopteri; Pleuronectiformes; Soleidae
Gene: spg7
Product: SPG7 matrix AAA peptidase subunit, paraplegin
Exons: 17
Coding region: 337-2700 (787 amino acids)
Biological process (GO): protein-containing complex assembly; mitochondrial protein processing
Cellular component (GO): membrane; m-AAA complex
Molecular function (GO): ATP hydrolysis activity; metalloendopeptidase activity; zinc ion binding
Source: RefSeq, a predicted model, not a curated record
AGUUCAAAACAAAGAUGUUUUUGUAAUGCAACGAGAUGUCUUUAAAUGCAGCAUUCAAAAGAGAAUUGUGGUAUUUGCAAUUGAGAAAACUAAGCAAUUACGAUAUGAUUUAGUUUAGGGUGAAUUCGUGGUGAUUUUUUGCUUCUUUUCCGUGGUAAUUAGUAUAUAUUUGUAUUAUUCUUCUCUUUGCUGACAUCUUUGUCCAGCAGCGCGAUUGAAUAACUGCAAGCUAGCCGUAAACGGAGGUAGAAGUAAACAAACCAUUUUUCUGCGGAAAAGAACAUUAAUAACUAUGCUGUUACAGUUGCCCGUUUGCUGUCAGUGACAAUCGGCACCAUGUCAGCGUUGUUGUUACAUCACCGUGCUGGCCUGUGUAGAAAAUACAGCACCCGUUUACUGUGGACGCUGUCGAGACGAACCGUACUGGUAAAGAAACCGGUACUCAACUUAAAGAAUGUGCUGUCACAGCGGACAAAUCAACCUCAAAAACUCAUCCAGAGCCUUCUCCACAGGCCCCUGAGUCCCAGUUUUGUGGGAAUUAGCAAAGAAUUAAUCAGGAAUAACCUACUGAGGAAUCCUGUUGGUUUGGUAAAUCUGUUAGGGGCAACAAACUUCUUCAGUACCUCUCAGUCAAAGCAAGAGAAAAAUAAAAGUAACAGACCAAAGGGAAAAAGUCCAGAGGAAGAUGAAGAGGAGAAGAAGCGCCGUGAGCAGGAGGACCAAAUGUACAGAGAGCGCCUGCGGACCCUCUUCAUCAUCGCACUCGUCAUGAGCCUGCUGAACGCCAUCAACACCAGCGGUGGCAACAUCUCAUGGAACGACUUUGUUCAUGAGAUGCUGGCCAAGGGAGAGGUGUCACGUGUGCAAGUUGUUCCUGAGAGCGACAUUGUAGAAAUUUACCUUCACCCUGGGGCAGUAAUCUUUGGAAGACCUAGGCUGGCGCUCAUGUACAGAAUGCAGGUGGCCAACAUUGACAAAUUUGAGGAGAAGCUUCGAGCUGCUGAAGAAGAGCUGAAUAUCCACACCAAGGACAGGAUACCGGUGUCUUACAAACGCAGUGGAUUCUUUGGAAAUGCAAUCUACUCUCUGGGAAUGGCUGCUAUCGGCGUGGCUAUUCUCUGGUAUAUCUUUCGUCUAGCGGGCAUGGGCGGCAGAGAAGGCGGCUUCAGUGCUUUUAAUCAGCUGAAGAUGGCCAAGUUCACCAUAGUGGACGGCAAGUCGGGCAAAGGUGUGAGUUUCAAAGACGUGGCGGGACUGCACGAGGCGAAAACUGAAGUGAAGGAGUUUGUUGACUACCUCAAGAGUCCAGAUCGCUACCUCCAGCUGGGAGCCAAGGUUCCUAAGGGUGCGCUGCUGCUGGGGCCUCCAGGCUGUGGGAAGACGCUGCUCGCCAAAGCUGUCGCUACUGAGGCUCAGGUUCCCUUUCUGGCAAUGGCUGGCUCUGAGUUUGUAGAGGUCAUUGGAGGCCUCGGUGCUGCGAGGGUCAGGAGUCUGUUCAAAGAGGCUCGUGCGCGCGCGCCCUGCAUCGUCUACAUCGACGAGAUCGACGCCGUCGGAAAGAAGCGCUCCACCAACAUGUCGGGCUUCUCCAACACCGAGGAGGAACAGACCCUCAACCAGCUGCUGGUGGAGAUGGACGGCAUGGGAACGACGGACCACGUCAUUAUGCUCGCCUCCACCAACCGAGCAGAUAUCUUGGACAAUGCUCUAAUGAGACCAGGUAGACUGGAUAGACACAUCUUCAUAGAUAUGCCCACACUGCAGGAGAGGAAGGAAAUCUUCGAGCAGCAUCUGAAGAUCCUGAAGUUGACCGAGCCGGCUAAUUUCUACUCUCUGCGUCUGGCUGAGCUCACACCAGGCUUCAGUGGCGCAGACAUCGCAAACAUCUGCAACGAAGCUGCGCUGCACGCGGCCAGAGAGGGACACAAGUCCAUCCACACCUUUAACUUUGAAUAUGCAGUGGAGAGAGUCAUAGCAGGGAGUGUAAAGAAGAGUAAGAUCCUGUCUAAAGAGGAGCAAAGAGUUGUUGCCUUCCAUGAGUCUGGACAUGCUCUUGUGGGAUGGCUGCUUGAGCACACGGAUGCUGUCAUGAAGGUGUCGAUUGCCCCGCGGACCAACGCAGCUCUGGGAUUUGCCCAGAUUCUGCCUCGUGACCAGUACCUGUUCACCAAGGAGCAGCUGUUUGAGCGGAUGUGUAUGGCUCUGGGAGGACGAGCGUCUGAAGCCAUCACCUUUAACAAAGUCACGACAGGAGCUCAGGACGACCUGCGCAAGGUGACCCGCGUCGCGUACUCCAUGGUGAAACAGUACGGCAUGUGCGACAGCGUGGGACAGGUCUCCUUCCCGGACACGGAGCCGCAAGGUGCCAUUGGGCGCCGUCCUUUCAGCCAAGGCCUGCAGCAACAGAUGGACCACGAGGCUAAGGUGUUGAUCGCGCGUGCUUACAGACAGACGGAGAAGCUGCUCUUGGACAACAGAGACAAGCUGAUACUGUUGGCCAAUGCCCUGCUGGAAAGUGAGGUGGUGAACUACAGUGACAUCGAGGCCCUGCUCGGUCCGCCUCCUCACGGACCCAAGAAGAUGAUCGUCCCGCAGAGCUGGGUGGAGGCGGAGAAGGACAAGCAAGACACGGGAGAAGACGAACCUCAGCCGCCUCCACGCAAACGCACAGAGGAGGAGAUGAAUCAUGAGCUGGUCUGAAUCUCAACAAUGUGUGUGCGUUUUUUAAACUGCUGCAUUCGUGUAGGUCAUCAGGGCAAACGGGACGUUUUAUAAAAGCUGGAACUGAUUCCUUUACCUUUUUCCCUCGCUCGGUCGCUGCAUAUAAACCAAUGGAAACAGUAGUCUGUUUAAAGGUCCAGUGUGUCACAUUUAGGAGGGUUUAUGAGCACAGGUGUGAAUAUGGAAGUGUAAAAUCACUUUAAAAGAAAGAUAACUUGGUUUAAAGGCUGCGUUCACCAGCUUGUGCUGCCAUCAGAGCAGCCUGUGAAACAAAAUAAAUAAUACUAAAAAAGAAUGCUCUGUAGUUCUCUGAUAUCCCUGACAAAGGGAGGAGCGAGCGAGGAGUAAUCCGUUUGUUGCAUUCUGCAAUCUCACCACUAGAUGUCACUACUGAACCUUGAAACAGAACAUUGCAAUAAAGUAAAGCCUUUGGAUUUCAAAAAUACAACACUGUGCCAGAAACUGUAUAUGCAGGUGUGAAUGUAACAUUCAUUCAUUGUCUACUGCUUUAUCCCGCAACACGUAUAGUCAAACAAACUUACUGUAUUUGCAUUCAUUGCUGUGUUGGCGUUUAAAUAAGCUAAAGAAAGUAUUAAUGUACUAUAGUACACUUCUUUGGUGACUUGUAUUUGGCAGCGUCCGUGAAUCAAUCGGGAAAAAUGGAGGCUUUAAAAGCUGUUAUGUGGCUGCACACAGAAAGAGAGUGAUUAUUUGUUUGUUAAUAUGACGUCGCAAAGGAUAUUGUUGCCUAAUAUUGAAAUAAAGACAUAUUUAAAUAUUAAA